Messenger RNA from Cetraspora pellucida, 1520 nucleotides. Lineage: Eukaryota; Fungi; Glomeromycota; Glomeromycetes; Diversisporales; Gigasporaceae. The record is from the annotation of a GenBank genome assembly.
CGACACUUUUAGGGUUGCAACAGCCAACCAGCUAUUGUCUCUUAUUAGAUCCUUUGCCUUCGUUGAAUUCAAGAUUUGAGAACGACUUUUCUGGUCCUACGAAUUAUGAGCUAAAAAGUUUUUUUCCUGAUGUUCUUGGUUUCAAGAUUGGAACUGUUUUUGGUGCCAGUAGUUUUGAGUUGCCACCUAGUUCAGUAACUUUGAAUUCCACAAUUUCUGGUCCUGUAAAUUCUGAAUUAUGUGGUUCUGUAGAGUAUAAUAAUUUCAAGUUAUGUGGUUCUGUGAAUGUUGAAUUGUCACUUAAUCUUGAGCCUAGUUCUGUAAAUAUUGAAUUGCUGUUUAAUCUUGUGCUUGGUUCUGUUGAUAUUGAAUUGCCAUCUGAUCUUGUGUUUAGUUCUGUGAAUGUUAAAUCACUGCCUUGUCUUGUGAAUCCAGAAUAUGAUAGUACUUGGUCUGGUUCUGAAGAUUUUGAGCUGUCUGGUUUUAAGGACUUUGAGAUAAAUAGUAAUUUGCCUAGUUCUGUAAAUUUUGGGUUUGCAAGUUCUGAGUCUGUUAGUAAUUUACUUGGUUUUGUGAAUUCUGAGUUCACUAAUAAUUUGCCUAGUUUUGAAGGUUCUGGGCUUGAUAUUAGUAUAAAUGCUGACAUCAAUCAAAUGAUUCAAUAUAAUACAACUGAAAUAAAAUUACAAGUAAGAGAUUUCUUUGAUGAUUGGAACACUGUACAAUGUGUAGUUGAUGCUUAUUCAAAGCAACACAGUGUGAACAGACCAAAAAAAGUAGAGAAUAUUGAUGAACAUCGUAAUGGUGUUUCUGGUAAAACUGAUUGUUCAUGGCUAGUUCACUUUUAUUUUGGUAAAUGUGCGAAGGCUAUAAAUAUUACUAGCAUAGUAGAUAAACACAAUCAUAUUUGUGAUCUGAACACUAUAAAAUUGGCUUCAAAGCAUUUACAAUUUUUACCAACAAUUUUAGACAGAAUUAAGAACUAUACCAUUGUUGGUCAGCUUAGUGCUAACCAACAAUUUGACCUUCUUGUAAAAGAAUUUCUCCAAUAUCAAAUAAAAAAAAAGAACCUGUAUAAUGCUAUCAGUAAAUUUCGAGGUAUAAGGAUUCAUGAUGAAUCUGAUACUGCUACAAUAUUGCAACAUCUUCUUAAUUUAAAAGAACAAGACCAAGAAUAUGUGGUUAUUCCAUGUAUAGAGGCUUUAUCCAAUCAUGAGGCUUGGGCAAGAUAUUCUAUAUUAAAAGUGUUUAUAGCUGGCACUGAGUCAACACAAAAGGUGAAGUCAAUAAAUGGUGUUCUUAAGAAACACAUUGAUCAAGGUACCUUGUUGAAGGAACUAAUAAAAGCAAUCAAACAAGAAUUAGAAAAAGAAGCCAGUUAUAAUUAUAUCAGAGAUUAUUAUGAAUCUAAUCUAUCAUCUGGCUUACUGUCUACUUACAAUACCAUUUUCAAGGCUAUUGAUUUGGUAUUGGCUGAACAUUUGACACCUAUUUCACUCUUACUUCACAAGCCCAGAUGA